AUGCGGCACCACGAGAACCUAGAGCGACACGUAACAUGGGUAAAACUGCUAGUGAGCGUGGUGAUGGACGACAAGCAGGCGGGAGACGUGAAACCCACUGAGAAUGCAUCUGAAUCUACGACGAUUAGCACGAGAACAACCACCAGCUCGACUACAGGUCCGACGCUAACCGGGUGCACAGUCACCGACAAGACAGUAAGAAGAACGUCGACCGGCGUCCAGCUGAACAACACGAAGGUGAAGACCAAGACGAAUGGGACACCAGAGACACGACGACGCAACGCCCAGGUAACAUGA
Phytophthora nicotianae INRA-310 is the source of this 297-nucleotide messenger RNA. RefSeq lists its product as hypothetical. The transcript has a single exon. The record is from RefSeq and is a predicted model, not a curated record. The coding region runs from base 1 to 297 and encodes 98 amino acids. NCBI's taxonomy places the organism in Eukaryota, Oomycota, Peronosporomycetes, Peronosporales, Peronosporaceae.